Messenger RNA from Vanessa atalanta (red admiral), 579 nucleotides. RefSeq names its product zinc finger HIT domain-containing protein 3. The record is from RefSeq and is a predicted model, not a curated record. The transcript is spliced from 3 exons. The coding region runs from base 98 to 487 and encodes 129 amino acids. Gene Ontology annotation, molecular function: protein binding. Lineage: Eukaryota; Metazoa; Arthropoda; Insecta; Lepidoptera; Nymphalidae.
AUAAACUUUUGUAAACUGUAUGUUAAUACUGAUAGUAAAAGUAAGUCUUGUGUAUUUUUAAAUUAAAACAAAUAGAAGAUUUACCUGAAAAAUUGAUAUGGAUUAUUGUAUACAAUGUGGUGAGGAUUCAAAAUACAAAUGCCCAAUUUGUAGAGAGCCAUAUUGCUCAGUUGCUUGCUGUAAGCUUCACAAAGAGAGCCCAUGCUCGCCACCACCAUCACAAGUCCAAGCUCCAAAAGAAGAAUCUCCUAACACAGAUGAGUUUCCUACAGAUGACACAGUGCCACUUGAAAGGCUGAAGUUACUGGAACAAUCAAGUGAAUUAAGAAAAUGUUUACAAAAUCCACAUGUAAGAGAGAUACUAGAAAUUUUGGAUUCUUCACCACACCCUGACUUACUAAUCAAUCAGUAUAUGCAAGAACCAAUAUUUACAGAAUUUGUUGAUGCUUGUUUAAAUGUUGUUCAAAACAGCAGUAAUGAUGAAUAAACUUGAAUGUUUAAGAUAUAAAAUAAAAGGAAAAUGUAACUGAAUUGUUAACUAAUUAAAAUAUUUUAUUAAAUAAAGUGUGACCAAAAUUA